Nematostella vectensis (starlet sea anemone) is the source of this 2668-nucleotide messenger RNA. Its product is annotated as phosphatidylserine lipase ABHD16A. Gene Ontology annotation, molecular function: monoacylglycerol lipase activity; glycerophospholipase activity. The coding region runs from base 29 to 1624 and encodes 531 amino acids. Gene Ontology annotation, biological process: monoacylglycerol catabolic process; phosphatidylserine catabolic process. The record is from RefSeq and is a predicted model, not a curated record. Lineage: Eukaryota; Metazoa; Cnidaria; Anthozoa; Actiniaria; Edwardsiidae. Gene Ontology annotation, cellular component: endomembrane system. The transcript has 22 exons.
UCAUGCAUAAAUAAAGACAACAAUCAAGAUGGCGGAUUUGGUGCGCUGUGCCUUCGGACCGGCGUUAUAUCGAAUCUACAGUCGCGUCGAGUCUCGGAUCCGAAGCCGGGCUUAUGAGCAAGGAGGGCUUGAACAAUGUGGCGAAGGAGUCAUUAAGGCGUUGUCCUAUGCCUGGUCGAUAUGCUACUACACUUCUCCUGCCCUUGGAUUUUACAUGUUUAGAAAAGGAUUUUUCACACAUGCAGGAAUAAUUUAUAUGUCGAAGUACAUUGGUACAGCCGUGGUUUUACUUCUUGGUGCCUACUGCAUAAGAGGGUAUGGCAGGUAUUUAAAUCAUGAUUAUAGAGAGUUCUUAGACAUCCUGGUUGCUACCAAAGGCUCAAAUACAGAUGAAAAUAAGCGACGUCUUGGCAUGUAUGACUUCAUGUUCUAUGAAUGGCCCGCAGAUUAUACUUGGGAUGAAGCACUGAGAAGAGAUGCUUCUGAGGCAGAAAGCCCAUUCCUAAGUCCCUCUCGCAGAAGCCCAAGAGGUUUAACUGCUCAACUUUUAGCAUUUCCAUGUGAUUCCCUAAGAUAUUUAGCUGCUCACUCAGUAGGAAGGCCUCUCAUGUACCCAGGCUCUAUAAGGCUUCUGCAAGCAGGCUUGGCCGAGCCAAUUCUGAGUGGUCGAACUGCAUUUCUUGAAAAGGGAGGCAAGAGAGCCAAAUUGUUAGCAGCAGAUGGCAAUCAUAUUGAUACAAUGUUUGUAGACAAGAGAGGGAACAUAAGCAACAAGGGAGAAACCCUGGUGAUAGCAUGUGAAGGCAAUGCAGGGUUUUAUGAGCUUGGCUUGAUGUCAACCCCACUCAAAGCUGGUUACUCGGCUCUCGGCUGGAAUCAUCCGGGUUUUGGCGGCAGUACAGGGCUUCCGUUCCCAUCAGCUGAAAAGAAUGCGAUAGAUGUAGUUGUGCAGUAUGCCGUCCAAAAGCUCGGCUUCCCUUUAGAAAGUAUUUUCAUUUAUGCCUGGUCUAUAGGAGGAUUCUCAGCUUGUUACGCAGCCAUGACUUACCCUCAGCUAGGAGGACUGGUACUGGAUGCGGCAUUUGAUGACAUAGUUCCUCUCGCCCAAAGCAAGAUGCCUGAAGUUUUAAGCGGUUUUAUUACUCAGACGGUGAGAGAAUACUUUAAUCUGAACAACAUCAAGUACCUUUAUGGUUACUCUGGUCCUGUUCUUGUUGUGCGUCGGAUGAGAGAUGAGAUCAUCACUGUCGUGGAAGGGGACAUUAGCACAAACCUUGGAAACAUUCUUUUGGUAAAGUUGUUGAAGCACAGAUAUCCAAAUCUAUUGGAUCGUGAGGCUCGCAUGGUGUUAGAUGAGUUUUUAGCUGCCCCGGAACAAAAUAUAAAGUUGGGCCUGUGGACAAGCAUGAACGUGGAUGUCGAGGAGUGUAACCUGAAGUUGAAAGAAUACACGGAGCAACACGGCAAAACCUUCCCCAUGAAAAUCGGCCAUGACAUGCCCCCUGAGAAGAGAAUCCACAUGCUUAUGUUCCUGGUUCUGCAGCACCUGAUGGAUUUUGACGCAGCCCAUUGUAUACCUUUGCCCUCGACCGAAUUCCGUCUCCCGUGGAAGAUAGCAUCUUAGACGAAAACAGGCCAACAUCAAAGUAUUCAACAUUCUUUUAGUUGAAAGGUCUUCGAAAAGAGGUUGUAAUUCCAAGAAAACCAGCUCCUGGCGUUCUUACCGGGUUUCCUGUGUUCAGCCUAGCCCCACGUUUUUUUUACCGGGUUUCCUGUGUUAGCCUAGCCCAAGGCCUUCUUACCCGGGCUUCCGAUCAGGUUUUGAGGUUGGUAAGACCAUGUCCCCAUGUAUCCGUUUUCGUUUGAAAACGCAACCUUUUUGUUCCGAUUUCAAAAAGAUCCACGUCCACACGAAGCGUUUUCAUUUUGAUACGACCCGUCCCCACGAAAACGCAGAAACGAUACGAAAACGAUAAUAAGUUCUAUAGCGCAUGCGUACUCGCGCGCCAAGUGGACUGGAUCUGAGUUAUCACGCCAUUGUUUACGAAAAGUUCCGUUUUCGUCCGUCCCCACGGCACCGAAAGGGUAUUGUUUUCAAAUUGUUCCACUUUGGAUACCGUUUUCAAAUCGUUCCGUUUUGGGUCAUCGUUUUUGCGUUUCCGUGUGGAAGGUACCCGUAUCCGUAACAAAAAGGUUACGUUUUCAAACGAAAACGGAUAGGUUGGCACGGGGUCUUAGAGUUGUGACGUCACAGGCUCUUCCCAGACCCCAAACUACUUUCACGGUUUAUCUCAAAGGACAGGAAACCCGGUAAGAAUGCAUUGUACUACGCUGCGAAAAAACGGCAACCGACUAAGUCAUUUUAGCUGUAAAAACACGCCAGCGUAUUACGUGACAGAGCUCAAAUUGAUAGCCUGCGUAACGGCUCAAGGGAAGGGGAAGGGGAGGAAGCCCCCUCGGUCGCGCGCUCGCUUUUCUUCUCUACCCCCCUCUACCCCCGUCCCUCUCCCUUGAGCCGACGCAGGCUGUCAAAUAUUUUUUGGACUCAACCUAGGUUUUUUUUGUUUUUGCAUGAGUGUCGUCGUGUAAAACAGCAAAAUGGAUGUAUUCAGUUGUAAAUAUUUGCCAUCAAUGGUACAAUUAAAAAAAAUAAAAACUUUUGACUAUA